AUGGCUCGUCCAGUAUCCUCGCUCGUGCCUCGGGCGCGGCCCUCAGCAGGCAAGCCCGAGGACACAGCCGUGCUUCUCGAAGAGUUCAUGGGUUUCGUGGCAACCUUCUUUCAUGAUGCGAGCCCAGCAGCGUCGCAAAGAGCACAUGCUUCUACGCGAGGCCGCACUCCAAGCAGACGAUGGUUCCAUGCUCAGCGUCAUCUUGCCAUGGAGCGGGCCACACCUGUCUCGUCGCCAUCUCACAGCAAUCAGCCACAGCAGACGCCCCAAGCCCAUUCCAAUCGGGCUCGUGGAUUUCACAACUACUUCGUCACACACCUCCCUUCGUCCUCGCUACAUCCCGACUCGAGAGUCGUGAGCGGUCCGCACCACAAGCUUCCUCGCGCCGCCUCGACCCCGCAUACCCCCGGCCCCGGGUCCUCGACUCCAGCCUCGCCUCCCAACAUGCUAUCCCGCGACCUGACUGUAGUGCGUAUACCACUGCGCAGUGCAAAGCACCACUUUGGUGCCUUCAGCGGUCGGGGCAGCCGCCCCUACAACGAGGACACAGACCAAGCUGGCACAAUCGACAUACCAGCUUUCGCCAAGCGGGCGCCCAUGAGUCUGGUCAGGAGUGAGAGGAGGAACAAUGCUGGCGAGGCCACGACCGCCGACAGCUCGUUCGGGGACCCUCAGAUAUUCUAUUUUGGCGUUUUCGACGGUCACGGCGGCUCUCAGUGCGCUGAGUUCCUCAGGGACGAGUUGCACGGCUACGUUGAGGAGGCUGCCAACGCGUUCGAGCUGAAGAGUAGUCUGAGAAAGAGGAACAAAGGGCCAAAGGGGCCAUCAGAUCAGGCCAGCAGCACGGAACCGCUGACAUCCGUGGAUGAGUCAAAAGAAGAGGCUUUGGAGGGCAUAGACAUGAAAAGUGCGGACGAGGUCAAGGCUCAGGUGCAGGGCACGCCUGCAGAAAAUGGCAAAUUGCCAACCGCCGCAGGCCAGAAACCUCUCCCGGUCAAAGCGGAUAUUCCCAAGGCCAUCAAAUUAGAGCAGGAGCUUCUCGAUGAGUACAAAAGGACUAUAGGUGGCUAUUUUAGGCGAUUCAGACCAGCACUCUUCGAUCCGGGAAACUCUUCAGCCAUCACCAACACCGGGGACAGAGCAAAAUCAGCCACCCCGAAGGUUUCGAUAGAGUCGGUAUUGACCUACGCCUUCCUCCGCGCUGACCUUGACUUCGUCACCGCCCAAGCCCGCAAGCCCGACCCAGACGAUCCCUACGUCAGCGACAACCAACCACUCAACCAAGACGAGGUGCUGGGAUCUUCGCCGCACGCCGCUCCGUCGGGCCACAUGAUCGGCGGCCCCACGCGCUUCAAGGGUGGCAGCACCGCAUCCAUCGCCCUGAUCUCGACACCCACGCCGGCACCCUACUGGCACCCCGCGACGCACAGCACUGUCGUAGUCGCACACGUCGGUGACACGCGCAUCCUACUGUGCGAGACGGCCACGGGUCUGGCGGUGCCGUUGACUAGCGAUCACCACCCGUCCAGCCCGACAGAGAGCCGUAGGCUAGCGCGGUUCGCCGAGUCUGUUACGGACAGCUUCGGCGAGGAGCGCAUCGGGGGGCUGGCCAACAGCAGGUCGUUCGGCGACAUGCAGUCCAAGCGGAUCGGGGUCAGCGCCGAGCCGGAGCUGACGCGCCUCGACCUGGGCCCCGCGCAGUACUCGUUCCUGGUGCUGAUGAGCGACGGCGUCAGCGGCACGCUGAGCGACCAGGAGAUCGUGGACGUGAUCAAGGAGGCCAAGACGCCCGAGCAGGGGGCCAAGAGCGUCGUGGAGUACGCUAACGAAGUGAGCCACAACGGUGACAACGCCACCUGCCUCGUGGUGCGGCUCGGGGGCUGGGAGAGGAGGAGCGAGGGCGGACUAGGCAGUCUGGGCACGAAAGAGAUGCGCGAUGCGAGGAGGGCGGAGGCGCUUGAUCCCAGGAGGGGGAGGAGGUGA
Messenger RNA from Diaporthe amygdali, 1983 nucleotides. RefSeq names its product protein phosphatase 2c. The coding region runs from base 1 to 1983 and encodes 660 amino acids. Lineage: Eukaryota; Fungi; Ascomycota; Sordariomycetes; Diaporthales; Diaporthaceae. Gene Ontology annotation, molecular function: protein serine/threonine phosphatase activity; cation binding. The record is from RefSeq and is a predicted model, not a curated record. Gene Ontology annotation, biological process: protein dephosphorylation. The transcript has a single exon.